Rhopalosiphum padi (bird cherry-oat aphid) is the source of this 2550-nucleotide messenger RNA. Its product is annotated as cilia- and flagella-associated protein 44-like. Bases 1 to 2514 code for a protein of 837 amino acids. Lineage: Eukaryota; Metazoa; Arthropoda; Insecta; Hemiptera; Aphididae. Gene Ontology annotation, molecular function: protein binding. The record is from RefSeq and is a predicted model, not a curated record. The transcript has 11 exons.
AUGACUCAUCAUAUAGAAAGCAUCAAGUAUGAACAAAGCAUUAAGGAAUCAAUUGAUGAAAAUCAAAUCAAUGACACUCCAUUCUAUAAAAGUAGUGAUUUAAUAUCUAAACCAAUUAAAAGUGAAAGAUGUACGAUGGAUGAAAAUAUAUUAAAACUUCAGUAUCCUUUACUAAAAUCAAAUAGUCAUUCAUUCGGUUACGAUUGCUGUUCUAAAAUGUUCAACAUAUGUGCAGCAGAUAACCACACAAUUCUGUACGCUGCAGGUAGUUAUAUUAACAUGUUUGAUAUAAAUGAUGGGCAAUUGAGUUUUAGAAAAAGUGCUGGUAACGGAGGAAUAGGAUACAUAGUUAAAAAUCCCGUUUUGAGCCAUAUAGCGGUAGGAGAAAAUUGUAAUAAUCCUCUGAUAAUUGUGUACGAAUGGCCAACAUUUGAAAUAGUUAGUGUUCUCGAGGGCAGUGCUAAACAACAAAUAAAUUGCUUGUCAUAUAGUCAAAAUGGUGACUAUUUGUGUUCACAAGCAGGAGAACCAGAUAAUACUCUUACAAUCUGGGAUUGGAAAAAAUCAAAAAUAGUCUUGAGAACCAAGUCUCACACUCAGGAUGUAUAUACUUGUAGAUUUUCAAACUUUAUACCCAACCACUUAGUAACCGCCGGUUCAGGACAUAUAAAAUUCUGGAAAAUGGCCAAAACAUUUACCGGAUUAAAGCUUCUAGGUCAGCUCGGACGCUUUGUAAAAACGGAAAUAUCAAACGUCAUUGGAAUUUUCUCGAUGGCCAAUGAAAAAGUGAUAUCGGGCUGCGAAUGGGGCAAUAUUUUGGUGUGGGGAGAAAAAUUCAUCGAAAUCGAAGUGACAAGGAGAUUUCGACAACCGUGUCAUUCGGCGCCUAUCAUCAUGUUUUUACACUACAAAUACUCAAAACACGAUGAGGUGUUGACAAGCAUCAGCAAGGAUGGGACGAUCAAAUUUUGGAACUACUGUACCAUAGACAUGGCGGAUCCACCUGAAAAUGACCGCGUGCUGGAAAUACAACCAAUUUAUGAGAUUAAUGUCCAAGACUCUAUCAAUGCAUCGAAAAUUAUGGGUAUGUGCAAGACCGACGACAACCCUAAAUCUUAUGACUAUUUUAUUCAGGACGGCAAUGGGGGUAUGUGGCUCGUUGACAUCGAAAUGUCAAGAAAAGCGAAACCUGUAAGACGGUUGGCUAAAUUCCACGGCGGAGUGAUUACCUCUUUGCAAUCAUCGCCCAUCGGUUAUUUUAUUGUUACAACGUCGUUGGAUGGUUGGCUCCACAUAUACGACGUAACCAACAAAAAAUUGGUAUUUACCCACGAUUUCAAGAUACCAAUCACUUCGUCGAUUUGGUUACCGCAGAAGAUAGCUUGUUCGAGGGAUAUCUUCAUAGUUGGAUUUCAAACUGGAGUUGUAAAAAUAGUCACCGUCCCCUUUAAAAAAAAUAUCGAAAAAAAUAUAUUAAAUCCUUUUGAAAUAGAGGAAAUACAAUCUUCGAAGCCUCAUAAAAGUCCUAUUGGUUAUUUGUCAUUAAACAACAGCGCCAAAAUUCUUAUAUGUGGAGGUGAUGAUAAAACAAUAUUUGUUUAUAAAAUAAAAACUAGACCUAUAAAAUUGAGUCCAAUUGGAUUUUUUCCAUUACCCGGCAAAGUCACUUUUAUACAUUGGAAACCAUCAGAAAAAGAUAUUACAUUGAUUAGUUGCGCUAGUGGGCAUAUCGUGGAAGUGAAAGUUCCUACAAGUCGUCCGUCGUACACCAGAGAAUCAUUUUUACUGAAACUUGAAUCGCGUACAAUACAAACAGUGAGCAUUAAGUCAGAAAUAUGUCAACAGCAAUAUGAAUUGGAUUUGAAGAACAAGAAAAAUGAUAAAAUCAAUAGAAAAAAAGAGAAUAUAAAAAUUAUCAGAGAACAAAAUCCCGGUGUUGAAAUCGACGAAGAGUUAUAUUUUGAAGAUUCCGAAGAAGACGAAAAACCGCCGGAAAUCUUUAUUCCUCCGACACCGAACCCCGUAUUGUUCGCAAUGUACACUCCGUCGGGGACCGGUAUAUGGGUGUCGAUCGAUGGAUACGACGCCGGCUAUUUGUACGAAUACGAUAUUAACACAUCUAGCCCAGUAACUGAUGCACACAUAUUAAUACCGGAUACGAAUGACACUCCGCUAACAGCGAUUAAAAUCGUUGAAACCGAUUCAUUAACAAUUUUGAUGGGAUUUGCUGAUGGUAGAAUACGUCUUACAAAUAUUAAAGACAAUAAUUUAUCAGAUUUCGGAGACUAUAUUGAAUACUCUGUUCACGAUAAUAAAACAGGAAGAGUAAAUAUGUUGUGUUUAAGUCAAGACAACAAUAUGUUAUACACUUGUGGAGAUGAUUGUAACAUUUUUAGUUUUAUGUUUCAAUGUAAUUAUAAAAACAUCGAUGAGCCGCCUCAGCCACCUGUAUUGGUUGAAGAAGAAAUUAUAAAUACCAAAGAAGACAGAAAAAUACAAGAAGAAAACACUUAGAACAUUUAAAUUUUCUAUACCAUUACGAAAAAAGUG